Molecule: messenger RNA, 1075 nt
Organism: Saccostrea echinata
Lineage: Eukaryota; Metazoa; Mollusca; Bivalvia; Ostreida; Ostreidae
Product: archaemetzincin-2-like
Exons: 4
Coding region: 92-1063 (323 amino acids)
Biological process (GO): proteolysis
Molecular function (GO): metallopeptidase activity
Source: RefSeq, a predicted model, not a curated record
AAUUGAAAUGAUCAGAAUAAUAUAUUUGUCAUGUUUGUUUCUUGAGGAUAAAACUAACCCGAACAGAGGCAUAAUUACACUAAUUUAAAGUAUGGCAACAGCUAAACCCGAAGUGGAUUUAAAAUUAUUGCAAAUUAUUGGAAUUGAACAAUUAAAAGAUAAAGAGUCAACUACUGUGCUGAAAUACAAAACAGUACAUGAAAAAAUCCCAAAUGAAAAGAAUGCAAGGUUCAUGUUUCCAGAUCCAGAAUCAUUCAAGGUAAAAAAGAAGGCUAAAAAGGGGGAAUGGCUAGCAGAGCAAAAGGAAGGAGGUCAGACUUUUAAGCAGUUUCAAAAUCACAUCAUUUCCAGACCCUUUGGGCGUAAAAAGACUAUCUACCUCAUCCCAUUGGUUUUUGAAGAGGAACCUGUUCCAAAGAAUAUCCUAAAGCCUCUAUCAAAGUAUGCUGCUAUUUUCUUUGAUUUGCCUAUCAAAAUUGGCAAACAAAAAUAUAUGGUAAAGGAUGUACCCAACAGAAUCAAUGAAUUCACAAAUAAUUUUCAAGUGGAUGCAUCAGCUGUUUUGCAGAAAAUGGAGGUCCCUGCAGAUGCUUUCUGUGUUGCUGGGAUAACAAUGUGUGACCUUUAUCCUCGUGAAUCUUGGAACUUUGUCUUUGGUCUGGCAAAUUUGUCAGGUUCUUGUGGAGUGUAUUCUUUAGCCAGAUACCUGUCUAACUUUGGUAGUUCAAGAAAUACAGUUUACAACCCAGAUGUAGAAAAAGGGGGAGAGGCAACCAUCUUAAGAAGAGCCUGCAAAGUAAUGUGUCAUGAAAUAGGUCACAUGUAUGGACUGAGACACUGUAUCCAUUUCGAAUGUCUGAUGAAUGGCUCCAACCACUUAGAGGAAGCAGAUAAAAGACCCACAUUUCUUUGUCCAUUGUGCCUCAACAAAUUCUAUAAUAUAAUGAAGUUUGAUGUUGAAGAAAGGUACAAGAAAAUGCUUGAGUUUUGGAAAAUCCAUGGACUACCUGAGGAAGUGGAAUGGUUAGAACAGCGACUUGCUAUCGUCUCCUCAGCCUUGUAAACAGGGAUAAAA